This is a messenger RNA of Xenia sp. Carnegie-2017, 3818 nucleotides long. Its product is annotated as AP-3 complex subunit delta-1-like. The transcript has 46 exons. Gene Ontology annotation, cellular component: endosome membrane; membrane coat; AP-3 adaptor complex. The record is from RefSeq and is a predicted model, not a curated record. Gene Ontology annotation, biological process: Golgi to vacuole transport; protein targeting to vacuole. Bases 55 to 3723 code for a protein of 1222 amino acids. Lineage: Eukaryota; Metazoa; Cnidaria; Anthozoa; Malacalcyonacea; Xeniidae.
AAAUCAAGAAAUCAAAAUUAAAGUAAGCCUUGCAGUAUACGUUCCUAUUUUAAAAUGGUAUUUGAAAGAAAUCUUACGGAUUUAGUUCGUGGUCUUCGCAGCCACAAGGAGAAUGAGGCUAAAUUCAUUACAACUUGCUUGGAUGAAAUCAAACAAGAACUAAAGCAAGAAAAUUCGAAUGUGAAAGCUAAUGCAACUCUCAAAUUGGUUUAUAUCCAAAUGUUGGGAUAUGAUAUCAGCUGGGCUGCUUUCAAUAUCAUCGAAGUUAUGAGUUCAUCAAAGUUUACUUUUAAGCGUAUUGGAUAUCUUGGGGCAUCACAAUGUUUCCAUGAAGAACUUGAUAUACUGAUGCUCACCACUAAUAUGGUUGAAAAGGACUUGGCAAGCACAAACAUGUAUGAUGCUGGAGUAGCUUUGAAUGGUCUUUCAUGUUUUGUCACUCCAGAUUUAGCGAGAGAUCUUGCUAAUGAUGUGACUAAUCUGCUUGUUGCUACUCGUCCAUAUGUGAGAAAAAGAGGAAUUUUAUUGCUUUUUAAGAUUUUCUUGAAGUUUCCAGAGGCUUUACGUCCGUCAUUUCCUCGACUGAAGGAUAAAUUGGAAGACGACGAACCAGGCGUGCAAUCAGCAGCUGUAAAUGUGAUUUGUGAACUUGCUCGAAAGAAUCCCAAGAAUUAUCUUUCUUUGGCACCUGUCUUCUUCAAAUUAAUGAACAGCUCAACAAACAACUGGACGUUAAUUAAAAUUAUUAAACUGUUUGGAGCCUUAUGUCCAUUAGAGCCUCGCUUGGGGAAAAAAAUGAUCGAACCAUUAACUAAUCUUAUUCACACAACAUCUGCAAUGUCUCUACUGUACGAAUGUGUUAAUACGAUGAUAGCAGGAGUUCCAAACCACAAUUCUUCUAUGCAGCUUUGUGUGCAAAAAUUGCGAAUUUUUAUCGAAGACUGUGAUCAAAACCUCAAAUACCUCGGAUUGCUGGCCAUGUCUAAAAUUUUGAAAGUUCAUCCCAAAGCUGUGAUGCCUUUAAAAGACAUUAUUUUACAAUGUUUGGAUGAUAAGGACGAGUUUAUUCGUCGAAGGGCACUCGAUCUCAUCGUUGGAAUGGUAAACAAAAAGAAUUUAAUGGAUAUCGUUAAGAAACUUACUCAUCAAGCUGAAAAAUGUGACAGCUCUGGUUACCGCGAUGAACUUAUAUCGAAAAUAAUAAUGGUGUGCAGUCAGUCUGAUUAUCAUCAUAUCACAAAUUUUGAAUGGUACAUCGAUGUUUUGAUCCAGUUAACUAAGAUUGAGGGCACUAGACAUGGGAAACUUAUUGCCGCUCAAAUGCUGGAUGUUCCAAUUCGCGUCAAAGCUGUGAGGUCUUAUGCAGUACAAUGUUUGUCUUUCCUGCUAGACAGUUCGGAUCUUUUGAGUGGCUCCAUUCAAAAGCAUGGGAUGUGUGAAGUCUUGUUUGCUGCAGCCUGGAUUUGUGGAGAGUUUGCUCAUUUUCUCUCUGACCAGAAGGUCGUACUAAUGUUCAUGUUAAAGUCACGUGUGUCUUCAUUACCUGGACAUAUUCAGAGUGUCUACGUGCAAAAUAUUCUUAAACUUUAUUCUUACAUCAUGGCUAAGGCGGAAGAAAAGGGAGAUAUGGAUGAAGCUCAAGACCUGGGACAACUUAUUGUCGAUAAGUUGCCAAUGUUUACUCAAAGUAGUGAUCUUGAAGUGCAGGAAAGGGCAUGUGUUGGUCUUCAAUUGAUCAAAUAUGUUCUUAAGCUUCAAGCUAAAGGUUUUCAAUGUUCAGCGGAAGUAUCUUUACUUUUUACUGGCGAACUUAAUCCUGUCGCAACUAAAGCUCAAAAGAAAGUGCCGAUUCCUGAAGGACUUGAUCUUGACAAAUGGAUCAACGACCCCCCUGAAAGCUCUGAUGAGGAAGAAGACGAUGAAGACAUCAACAACAUGUUUUUUGAGAACGAUAGAUCUGAAAAACCCUAUCAAAAGAAAGAGUCUAAAAUUGAUGAAAAGGAAUUGGAAAAGCUGAGAGAGAAAAGACGCGAGGAACAAAUGCACAAUCCUCAUUAUUUGAAAGGAAGCACAAGUAGCAAGGCAAAGAGUUCAACGCAGAUAAAAAUUGAAGAUAUUCCUGUGUCAGCCUUGGAGAUUCCCAUAUCUUUACACAUUGAGGGUUCUGGUGUGUCGAAAUCUCGAAAGUCUAAGAAUAAAAAAAAAAGAGGAAAGAAAGGUAGAAAAGGAGACUCAGAUUCUGAAGAAGAUCAUCGUCCAAUAUAUGAAGUUUUAAAAACAGUCGAAGGAGAAAUGCCUGAAAAUGCUCGUGCCUCAGACGACGAAGUAGAAGAAAAGACUGACGUCAACGACCCCCAUAGUUUACUGAAUGUCGAUCUUGACAAACCUCUAGAUGACAAUGAGAAGUUACCUGUUCGAACACAUCGAGUCACAUCACCUCAAGCGGAGAAAACUGAAGAAGUGGAGGAAGAAAAGAAAAAGGAAAAACGUAAGAAGAAAGAGAAACAUCACAGUAAAAAAUCACAUAAAGAAGGCAAAAGGCAUCGACAUGGUAAAUCUAAACAUGACAAAGAAAAGAAAAAGCAAACGGAAGAUAUACAAGAAAAUAGUGGGGAACUUGUGUUGGAUGCCACAACUGAGACAGCAGUAUGUGAGCCAGCGGAGGCAGAUGUAAAGGAUGUAGAAGGGAAGAAAUCUCCGGACAUAAACGAUAUUGACUACUGGUUAAAUACGCCUGAAUCAAAACCAGCAACAGCAACACUGACAGCUACGGAGAAGGUAAGCGAAGCUCCUCAAGACUCCCAACAGCAACAAGGAAAUGUAGAAAACUUGAAAUCGUCAAAGUCAAAGAAAAGUAAAUCUGAAAAAAAAACCAAGGAAAAGAAACACAAACGAGACAAAAAGAAAACACGAGAAGAACCGGUGGUUGACGUUAGUCAGACUGAUGUUGCUACAGAAGAAAAUUCAAUGAUUCAUUUGGUUGAUGUAGAGCCAGAACCUGAGGAGACGACUAAGUACAAGUUACUUGCUGAAGACAAGAAUAUUCAAUUGAUGUAUGAUAUUAAACCUAAUCCACAGGUGACUGGACAAAUUGUUGCCAUGAUUAUAUUUAGUAAUCGCACACAAAUGCAGAUCAAGAACCUGGAAAUGAAUAUCAUGGAUACAUUGAACACAAAACUGAUUCGACCGAUGAAUCAUACUUCACAUGAUGCAGUUAAAGUUCCUUUUCAAUUACCUGCAGGUGCUUCAAACGAAGGCCAAUUUGCUUUCGCCUCUGAGAAAAUUGGAUUUCCUCAGAAGUUAAGAUCAACACUUACCUAUAUGAUACAGUACGAUGAUGGUUCCACAAGUGAGAAACUUGACUUUAAGCUUCCUCUCCCGUGUUCAUCUUACAUAGUACCAACUGCUUGUUCAAGUGACAACUUUGCAGCAUUAUUGAGCAGUGGUGAUCUGUCAGAAAAAAUUUCCACAGAGGAAACGAUUUCUGCGGAAGUUGGAUUUACUGUUAUCAUCUCAAAGAUCUGCUACAGCCUUCAUUUGUCUGUUGUCGAACGGGUUGAUAACAGUGCUUCGUUAUUUGGAAGAUCAAUUCUUCAGGAUAACUUGUGUUUUCUUGUUAAAAAGAACGAAACUACAGUAACAGUAGAUGCAAAAUCUAGUGAUAACUCUUUAUUGUUAAAUAUUUUUGAAGAAGUGAAAUCGUUACUGAAAGAUCUACGUUAAGGAUUAUACUCCUAACGUAGCUAAUGGAAUUUUAUUACGUUGUAAUCAAUGUGGGCAAAGAAUUUUUCCAAAUAAAUUCAUCAAAUUUGUAUUCA